Molecule: messenger RNA, 1355 nt
Organism: Pocillopora meandrina
Lineage: Eukaryota; Metazoa; Cnidaria; Anthozoa; Scleractinia; Pocilloporidae
Source: the annotation of a GenBank genome assembly
AUGAAACUUUCGACUCCUAUUCGUACUGUGGAAAAUGAAAGUGAUUGCCAGCUAUCAAAAGACUCUUCUCAUGGCGCUAGUACAGCUUCUUAAUUUAUUCCUGAAGAAAAAAAUGAUGGUACCUAUAUAGCACGAAACAAAGUUUUGAUGUGGUAAUUUUUCAGGUGUAUCAGAGAAAUAAGAACAAGAAAUAUCUUUAAAUUUUUGAAAGCCGGCUGAACGGACGAAAUGCAUAUAAAUCACUUCAUAUGGUCGUAAAAUCUUAAUUUUUUUUUCAAAAAUUGAUCAGACAAAAUAUCUAUUUUCCUCUUAUGAUAAAUUCCUGCAUUUUUUUUUUCAUUUUUUCUGAAGCUCUUCGAACCGGUAGCAUGGCUCGUAUAAUGAAUUUGUCAUUGCUCAUCAUCGGGACCCUUCUGCAAGCGAUAUUGACUCAAGGUACAAGUGUAAAUGUAGAUGUAGACGACAAUAACAAAUGCAGCAACUGUGAGAAUUGCUGCAACAAUAAUGGGUGUGUAUCUGGUGAUAUGCAUGUAGAGGAGCAAAGCAGAGGAAUCAUCCGCGUAUCACAGCUAUCCAAUGGAGACUUCAUCCGAGGAAUUUCCGGAGCUGAUCGUAAGCCUGGUUGGUGCAGAGUUGAAGCCGUAUAUCCCUCUUCAUACGAUAAAGUAACCACGUAUGAAGGUUUCACAGCAAACCACAUGGUCGUUGAUGAUGACUCGGUACACCAAUACGGAGAGAAGGGAAACGCGACCGAAAACAUACCAUUUAAGCUGGCCACAGAAUGCGAUGCAGCCCUGAAUACCGCUGGCCAAGUGUUUACACCCAUUAGCACCGCAUUCUGUCCUCAUGAUCUAGCUUGGAGCGAGUACCUGACUUUGAUGGCCGCUAUUCGACGCGUCACAGAUCGCACUGGGUUUUUCUGGUAUUUCAGUGAUGCCUUCCAUGACAACAAGACAGCCCACAUUCCGCAAUGGAUGGACAUGCUGCAUGAAAUGUGCUUGGAGCUCCUGAGCUGUGCACGAGAUGGAAAAUGCCAGCAGUUUGAAAAGGUGAUGGCGGAGUUCGUCCGAGAACACGUGAAUAAGAAAUACGUAUACAUUGUUGACGUGGUGUUUCCCAACAUGGGUGGUGAUGUGAGCAAAGAGGAAGCAGGAACUAUCUCAGAGACUGUUCGACCUAAGGAAACGAGAAGCAUUUUGCUGAUUUCUGCUGUCGGCAGCGCCAUAGUUGGGUUCUUGCUCGUCCUCCUUGUUGCAGCCAUAUUUUACCGCAAAAAAUACGGCCGAGGAAAUAAGAAAAUGCAAGAUCUGCAAGCCAAACACCCGCAAGUCAACGCUGACGAUGGAAAGGCCUAG